UGCUGAUGUGUGUGACAUCUCUGGCAGCUAAGAAAUAACUGUCUUAGGACUGAUUUCCCCUUUUGAAACCAAAUGGAUGAUGUCCACCUCAGCCAGCAAUUCCUUCACAAACCAGGGAUGCUUCUAAAGGUUCUGGUGAAAGAUGACCCUCCUGAUUGAAACCUGAGCCAGGAACAAGAGACUAAAGACAUUUGGAUGGCAGGGAAAUUGGAACCUGUGAAUUGAAACUGUCCUGCUGGAAGAACCUUGUAAUGAUGUAAAGAGUUCAGAUUGUGUCAGCUGUUGCUGUUGUGUGUUUGUCAAAUUACAAGUCUAUCUGAAUGGCUUAUAUGAGAUGCUACUGUUUGGGAUGCCAUAAGGACAGUAACUAAAGGUAAAGUUGAGGAGGGUGUCUAUAAAUUGGACUAAACCUUGUUGAAGGUAGUAGGUUUAACCACUAUCCUUUAUUUUAGUUCAGUGUAUUUCCUAAUUGAAACAAAAACAAAUGCAAGGCUGCUCAGGAAUUCAAACGCUCUUGGAGUUUUAGCUAGGUGUCUGGGAAGGAUCGUGUGUGGGUGGAUGAAGGAGAGAGCUCAGAGGCACAGAAGGAACCAAGGAAGAAGAAAGCUUCAACAAAGCCUAAAACAGCACUUGUGUGUGGCCUGGGGAGAAGCCUUUAAAGUUGACUCUUGGGGCAGGUGCUGCAUAAAGGAAGAAUUUCUUGCCAAUGAGGACUUCACUUGCAGCAGCUCUACCUGCAGCACUAGAAAUGCUAUGUGCUGACAGAACCUGUUUAGAAACAGCAUUGCAUGUGCUGAAACUCUAAAUGAAAGCAGCAGGAGCUCAAGCAAAUAGGAUCCUGUCUGAUCAUCUCUUGACUGCUGCUGUGGCAGAAUGGCACCAGGAGAGAGACAGCCCCUCAGGUGCCCUGCCUGCCCGGGCUGGAAGCAGAAGGGAAGCGGUGCCCCUACAUCUGCCCUCUGCUUGCCUGGUUUGCCCUCAACAUGUGGCUCUUCUUGAGAACCUUCUUGCUGUAUUACCAUGGGCCACAGUAUUACUACUUGCAUCGGAUGCUAGGGGAUUGUGUAUUAGCAGAGCUUCAGCAUCUGUUCUCAACCUCAACUGCAGUGUGAUCCUUUUACCAAUGUGCCGUAUUCUCCUGGCCUUUCUCCGUGGAUCUCAGAAGGUUGCUAGCAGGAAAAUGAGGCGACUGUUGGAUAAAAGCAAAACUUUCCAUGUGAUGUGUGGGGUUACUAUAUGCAUCUUUUCAGUUGUACAUGUUGCUGCUCACCUGGUGAAUGUCCUUAACUUCUCCCAGAACUAUACUGAAGAUUUUCUGUCACUAAAUGCAGCAAACUAUCGUGAUGAGGAUCCUCAGAAACUCCUUUUCACUACUGUUCCUGGGCUGACCGGGGUCCUUUUGGUGCUAGUUUUAUUCCUAAUGUUUACAGCUUCUACAUAUGCUAUCAGGGCUUCAAACUAUGAUAUUUUUUGGUAUACCCACAACCUUUUCUUUGUCUUCUAUUUGCUGCUGAUAAUACAUGUUUCUGGAGGAGUGCUGAAGUACCAGAUUAACAUACAGCAACACCCUCCUGGAUGCUUUAACCCCAACAAAACACUCCAAGAGACUAUUCCAGAGCCAAAAGUUUUUGAAGAGUCUUUUCCUGAGUAUGCUAGUCAGCCUUUCCCAGAAGGUUUAGCAGAGACAGACUCAUUCGUACAAACAAAGUUUGAGAGAAUUUGUACCGAGGAACCCAAGUUCCAGUCACACUUCCCAGAGACCUGGCUGUGGAUUUCUGGACCUUUGUGCUUGUAUUGUGCAGAAAGGCUCUAUCGCUACAUCCGAAGUAAUAAACCGGUCACGAUAACUUCUGUGAUAAGCCAUCCCUGUAAUGUCCUUGAAUUGCGAAUGAUGAAAAACAACUUUAAAGCAAGGCCAGGUCAGUACAUUAUUCUACAUUGUCCAAGAGUGUCAGCAUUAGAGAGCCAUCCAUUUACUCUCACAAUGUGCCCUGCAGAUACCAAAGCCACAUUUGGGGUCCAUAUUAAAAUAGUGGGAGACUGGACAGAAAGAUUUCGGGAUUUGCUGCUUCCACAUUGGAGUCAGGACACAGAGAUUCUGCCCAUCUUUCAUCAAAGGCAUUAUCCCAAGCUAUUUGUGGACGGUCCUUUUGGGAGCCCCUCAGAAGAAUCCUUGAAUUACGAGGUUAGCCUCUGUGUGGCUGGAGGCAUUGGAGUUACUCCAUUCGCAUCGGUACUCAACACACUGCUUGACGACUGGAAAUGCUACAAGCUCAGAAGACUCUACUUUAUUUGGGUGUGCAGGGACAUCCAGGCUUUUUGCUGGUUUGCCAAUUUGCUCUGUGUGUUGCACAACAAGCUUUGGCAGGAAAACCGACCAGACUUCAUAAACAUCCAGCUGUACCUCAGUCAAACAGAUGGGAUACAGAAAAUAAUUGGUGAAAAAUAUCAAGCCCUGAAUUCAAGGCUUUUGAUUGGACGACCUCGUUGGAAACUCCUUUUUGAUGAAAUAGCCAAGUGUAACAGACAGAAAACUGUUGGCGUUUUCUGUUGUGGACCAAAAGAAAUUUCCAAGACACUGCACAAACUGAGCAACAGGCACAAUUCAUAUGGAACAAGGUUUGAAUACAAUAAAGAAUCUUUCAGCUGAAAGUCUGCUGGAUUAACAGAACUCUAUAGAAGAAGCAAGUGCAAUUCUUUGUUUGUAAGACAUAAGUCAGCUGUGUAUUAAGCAGAUGCCAUGUACCAAAGUUUUCUUAUUUAUGAUUAUUUAAAACUCUGAAGUAUGGUGGACACAGCAAAGUACGAAGCCAAAUCAUGCCAAAUUUUUACGCUCAAGGCCAAAAAGGUUCAAAGAAUAUUUUUUGUUGUGAUGGUGGUGAUUAAUUUUGCAAUGCUUAACUUAAUAAUAAUAAAAAGGAGA
Molecule: messenger RNA, 2923 nt
Organism: Alligator sinensis (Chinese alligator)
Lineage: Eukaryota; Metazoa; Chordata; Crocodylia; Alligatoridae
Gene: NOX4
Product: NADPH oxidase 4
Exons: 21
Coding region: 806-2650 (614 amino acids)
Biological process (GO): superoxide anion generation; defense response
Cellular component (GO): plasma membrane; NADPH oxidase complex
Molecular function (GO): superoxide-generating NAD(P)H oxidase activity
Source: RefSeq, a predicted model, not a curated record